Messenger RNA from Zerene cesonia (dogface butterfly), 2766 nucleotides. It is a transcript of the gene SA1, whose product is annotated as cohesin subunit SA-1-like. Bases 268 to 2766 code for a protein of 832 amino acids. Gene Ontology annotation, cellular component: cohesin complex; nucleus; chromatin. Gene Ontology annotation, molecular function: chromatin binding. Gene Ontology annotation, biological process: sister chromatid cohesion. The transcript is spliced from 11 exons. The record is from RefSeq and is a predicted model, not a curated record. Lineage: Eukaryota; Metazoa; Arthropoda; Insecta; Lepidoptera; Pieridae.
GUUUUGGUGAAAUUGCGCGCCGCGACGCGUUUGCCUUUUCGAUCUCUUCGUAUUUGCUGCUUUUCUAGACUUUUCCCCACUUUAAUUCAAUAUCUAAAUUAGUGAAAUAAGCGGAAUAGUCCUGAUAAUUUUUAUGAGUGUUUGUUUUAUCAUAAAAACAAUAUGUGAUGAUAUUGUAAUAUCAUACCAGUGUAAUUCAUAUUGAUACUUCAUCCAUGGUGUUAGUGCUAUUUCCAUAACUCACAGCUCUAUUCUUUUAUAAGAAAAAUGCAUCGACGUGGGGGGAAACGCAUCCGCAUGGAUGACCCUCCUCCAGAGUAUGUGAAUCCUAUGACUCCCGCUACUCCAAUGACAGAUUAUGGCGGGCAAUCAGUACAUGAACCUGAUGCAUCCAACGUUAACUACUCUGGUUUCAAUGCUGGUGCAGCUGUAAAUUCAACCACAGUAGACGCUCCUCGUGAGGAACAUGACGAUCAUGAAGAAGACGCCAGAUCACCAUCUCCAGCGCCAACUAAACGUAUUACACGUAGUCGAGGUCGUGGUGGUGAUGGAGGCUAUGUAGGGCGGUUAGCCGAGUCGCCACCUCCUCCGCCGAUUCGCCCUCGCCGUGGUCGAGGUGGCCGAGGCAGGGGCAGAGGUCGAGGUGCCCCACCGCCGCCAGCAUAUUCUCCACCGCCUGUAUUGUUGCCUGGUGAUGAUGAAAACAGCCUGUACAAUUUGUUGAGGUUUAAUAAGACAGCUAUUAAUCAAGUUGUUGAUAUGUGGAUAGAAGAGUACAAGAACAGUAAGGAGAGCGCUCUGGUGCAGCUGAUGCAGUUCUUCAUCAACUCGUCAGGGUGUCGCGGCAAGGUCACUCCAGAUAUGGCACAAAUGGACCAUACACUUAUCAUCAAGAAGAUGACACAGGAGUUUGAUGAGGAAAGUGGAGAGUACCCCCUCAUAAUGUCAGGACAGACAUGGAAGAAGUUCCGUGCAAACUUCUGCGAGUUCAUUCAGACUCUUGUGAAGAUGUGCCAGUAUAGUAUUAUCUACGAUCAGUAUCUCAUGGACAAUAUCAUAUCUCUUCUCACUGGACUGUCUGAUUCACAAGUCAGAGCAUUCAGACACACAGCCACGUUAGCAGUGAUGAAGCUAAUGACAGCACUCGUAGACGUUGCCCUCCUGACAAGCGUGAACUGCGACAACUGUCUACGUCAGUAUGAAGCUGAGAGGUUAAAAGCUCGUGACAAGCGAGCUAGUGACCGGCUCGAGGUGCUUGUGGCUAAGCGACAGGAGUUGGAGGAAAAUAUGGAGGAGAUCAAGAAUAUGCUUUCAUAUAUGUUUAAGUCGGUGUUUGUACACAGAUACAGGGACACACUACCAGAUAUUCGGGCAAUAACAAUGUCAGAGAUAGGCAUAUGGAUGGAGAAGUUUCCUGCACAUUUCUUAGAUGAUCUUUAUCUCAAGUACAUUGGUUGGACACUUCAUGAUAAGGUUGGUGACGUCCGUCUACGUUGUCUGCAAGCUCUACACCCACUUUACGAGUGUGAAGAAUUGAAAAGCAAAUUGGAACUUUUCACAUCUAAAUUCAAAGACCGCAUCGUGUCUAUGACAUUGGAUAAGGAGAGUGAGGUUGCCGUGCAUGCCGUCAAGCUGGUUAUUGCUAUAUUGAAGAUGCACCCCGACGUGCUGACGGACAAGGACUGCGAGAACGUGUACGAGCUGGUGUACUCGUCGUGGCGCAACGUGGCGGCGGCGGCGGGCGAGUUCCUCAACUGGCGGCUGUUCCGCACCGAGCCGCCCGUGCCGCCCGCGCGCUCGCGCCGCGGCAAGCAGCGCCUGCCCAACACCUCGCUCGUGCGCGACCUCGUGCAGUUCUUCAUCGAGUCCGAGCUGCAUGAGCACGGCGCGUACCUGGUGGACUCGCUGAUCGAGUCGAACCCGAUGAUGAAGGACUGGGAGUGCAUGUCGGACCUGCUGCUGGAGGAGGCCGGGCCCGGCGAGGAGGCGCUGGACAACCGGCAGGAGUCCUCGCUCAUCGAGCUGAUGGUGUGCUGCGUGCGCCAGGCCUCCACCGGCGAGCCGCCCGUGGGCCGCGGGCCCGUGCGCCGCCACCAUCACAUGCUGUCCAAGGAGCAGGCCAAGCAAGUGAGCGACGACCGCACAAAAAUGACCGCCCACUUCAUGGUGUCCCUCCCGGCGCUACUCGACAAGUUCAGUGCUGACCCGGAAAAACUGACCAACCUGCUCUCCAUUCCGCAAUACUUCGACCUCGAGUUGUACACCACCCAGCGGCAGGAGGGCAACCUGACGCUGCUGCUGAACAAGAUCCGCGACAUCGUGUCGGCGCACACGGAAGCGGAGGUGAUCGAGACGUGCGGGCGGACGCUGGAGGUGCUGUGCAGCGAGCAGUGCGCCGUGUACACGCGCUGCAACGUGGCGCGGGCCACCGUCACCGACAUGUGCGUCAAUAGAUACAAGGAGGCGAUCGAUGACUACCGCAGUCUUAUUGAAGGGGGUGAAACCCCAGAUGCCGAUGAGGUGUUCAACGUGGUGAACUCCCUGCGCAAGGUGUCCAUAAUGUACAUGUGCCACAACCUGAAUGACACUAACAUUUGGGACUCGCUUUUCGAAGAUCUACCUAAGUGCCUUAAGCAGAAUGAGUCGCAAAUGCCCACACAGGUAAAGUGCUUCCGUUCGUCUGCCAAGACUUCAAUUGAGAAGAAUUCCAGAGAUGACCUAGGACGCAACAACAGAAACGGUGCGAAAGGCACUGGCAAUGCGUAG